This is a messenger RNA of Folsomia candida, 1076 nucleotides long. RefSeq lists its product as uncharacterized. The coding region runs from base 207 to 1043 and encodes 278 amino acids. Lineage: Eukaryota; Metazoa; Arthropoda; Collembola; Entomobryomorpha; Isotomidae. The transcript has 4 exons. The record is from RefSeq and is a predicted model, not a curated record.
GUCAAAUUGGGCUUUUGCCGACGGUGCUGGGUGGUGCUAGUGGGUAUGAACAACAAUCAUGAUGUGAUGGUCAGUAUAGAAUAAUUAAAAUAUUCUCACUCAGGAUUAUUUGUACUGCGCUGGCCAUAGUGGGAAUUUGCGGUCAUGGAAAGGGAUCUACCGACCUGAACAUCAUUAACGAAUCGGGCGUACCACUUGAUCCCAACAUGAUUCAAGAAUUGGUUGGUCGCAGAAAGAGAGCAACGGACACCACAACACCGUCGAUUGAUUAUCCCGGAUGGAAAACACAAUUUGGAAACCCCACCAAAGGACUAAUCCUUGCCAAGGAGGAAGAAACAUAUUUCUUCGGGUUUGGAAACUGCCCCUCCCAAAAACCUGACGAGGCGGCGUUAUUGAAAUCCGCCAAAACUGAGGAUGUCAUCAGUUAUUAUCGCACCGUAUUAAGGACAGAUUGCCUCCCGGCCACAUCUGGUCUUAUCAAUGGCUACGUAUCACAAGGAAUUAUUAAACUGAAUGAUAAAAACAUUGAACUUGUCGCAGACCAUCGCUUCCUAACCCAGGCAAAACUGGGACUUCCAGAGCUUAUCAUGGUGUCCGGCGCUACCGAGCUUUCCGCUUUCUCCAUCGUUUUUCAAGAUCACUAUAAACGAGGAAAAUCGCCCUCCGCCCAAGUGGGACCAGACGGGAGCAGAAAAAUUUCAAAGUCGACCGGUUUUAUCGGAGAAGUGUUCCUAACUUAUCUCAAACUUGCGAGGCAAAGUGCACGCCACCAUGUAGCCACUCUGUCCCGAACUGCGGUGCUCAACUUGAACACGAUAUUCACAAAACUGGCCCAGGACGAACAAAAUUUACAACGUUGUGCGGAUUGUGUAGAAGGAAAAGAAGUAAAUUUAAAUGACCGCUUGUACAUUAUGGGGCUGAGCCUUUUUAUCAAAAAGGGACUCGGGUUUGACGAAAAAGAGCCAAAUAUUUUCAAAGCCUUCGAAACUUUCUAUAAAGGAAAUGCAGACAAAUUUGAGAAAUUCGUGAAUGUCUAUUCCUAGACAUUCGUUCUGUAUUUAUGUUCAAAUUCCCAC